AUGCAGCAACGAAGAGCUACGUUGCCUAAGUUGAAGUACAAGUCCAAAGUGUUACACGCCAAAGUUUCGGCAUCCAUCAUGAGCGCACGGGCCCCUCGCAAACGGCUGCGAGGGAAGACUUCCACGGGAGCUGGCGGGCUCCUGAGUGCAGUGCCCUUCUUCGAGGAUGUGGCCGCGCCUUUGACGAUUGUGGACUUAGCCCGGCUGGCUGUCACCAACCGACACUUCCGUGCAAAGCCGUGGCCGCGGCUGGCCAUUCCAUGGAGGCAAGCAGCCUGCCGCCUGCGUGUGCCGAAGGAGGAGCUCAUGCCUUUGCUCGACCGUCUUGGGGGAAGACUGUGGGGACCCGUGCGAGUGCGUGCGGCAGCGACGGCCGUUGGAUCUGCAGACUUCUCCCGGCUGGUGGCGUGGGCUGAGGAGGAUGCGCAUCGUGCAGCUUGGAUCCUUACGGCCGUGCUUUCAGGCUGGUGGAAAGACAUCGAUGGCCACAGCCAUACCGUGCGCUCAUUGGCUUCGGCCUUGACCGCGCAGGUGCGCUCUGGGCACUUUGUGCCUUUGUCCACCGCGUGCCUUGUGUCGGCGAUGAUCCGCCGAGGCGACGAAGCAACAGAGGAAGUCGACGCAACGCUGAGCCAAGCAGGAAUUGCUGACGUGUUGCUGCGCUUGCUGCAAGAUGGCCCCGUGAUCGCACAGAGAGUUGCGCUGGAAGCUAUCUGCACUUCUUGUGAGUGGGGCUGCGACCCGCUCAGCUUCAUACCGAACGGUGCUGUUCCAGUUGUCGUCUCCAUCGCUCAGGCCGGUUGUAGUGAGAACAUGCUGGCAGCUUUGAGAGUACUGGGCAAGUUCGGUGAAGGUGAAGCCGAGUUCCCCGAAGUUGUGUUUCCUCUGCUUGUUGAUCUCCUGGCCCAUGAAUCCGACGACGUCAAGGAGGAGGCUACAAGUGCUCUCUGGUUCAUUGUGCACAAUCGUGAAAGCUAUGCUCGCCAAGCAUGUGAGCAUGGCUGUCUCCCGAGCUUGCUGGCCCAAUUGCGCAACCCGAAGAUCUUGCUUCAGCAUCCUCUGUUUUGCCUGGAGGCCGUGCUGAAGCUGGCAUCGAUGCGGCCCGUGGCCGUCAAGCUGGGGCUGAUUGAGCUCUUGUUUCAGAGCCUUGAGGAGGAGGAAGACGGCUUCCAUCUUGAAGUCAUCCUGGAACUUCUGGAGACAUGUGCCGCCUACGUGCCACAGGCGUUGCAGCAGCUUACGCGGGUCCGCAGAACUUCGACAGUUCGAAGGAUCGUAGCCAUAGCAAGGAUGCCGGAGCGUUCGCAUGGGGCAGAGGCGAGGAAGCUGCUUCAGCUCCUUGCCCAAGCAAACCCGCAUAUGACCAGGUUGAUUCGGCAAGCAGGCUACCAACUCUGA
Messenger RNA from Symbiodinium natans, 1398 nucleotides. Lineage: Eukaryota; Dinophyceae; Suessiales; Symbiodiniaceae. The record is from the annotation of a GenBank genome assembly.